GUGUAUCGUUAAUCUAUCGGAUAUUUUGACAAAAAAAUUGUUCAAAAAUAGGAAUAAAAGCUUAAUGUAUUUGUUAUGAAAAGGUCUGCUAUAGAAAUGGAGAAUUUAACAUACGACAUUGCUGUGAAGAAGGCGCAGUUGGUUGAAAGAAAUCCUUGCCCUAAUGGUGUGCAUAUCGUGGACCCACUGCGCGUAUCAAUGCACGAGAAGGAAGACAUUAUCUCGCUGGCGACGCAAAUUCAAAAUGCGGACAAACAGUUGAAAUCUGGCACGUGCCAGAAGCUAUGUGUGAUACUAGACCAAAUUAAAAUGCUGCAAGCCCAGGCCAUGGAAAUAAUAAAGGAAUCUGAAGAGAGCCAAUUAUUGCACAACGCCGCAUGCAAUUUCACCAAAAAGCCAGGCCAUAUUUAUCAUCUUUAUCAGCGUUCAUCGGGUCAAAGCUAUUUCAGUAUGCUUUCGCCGGAAGAAUGGAAUGACAAAGUAGACCAGAAAUAUCUCGGCAGUUACAGAUUAGAAUAUGAUCUAUCUUGGACGCCUUUGGAUAAAAUUAAAGAGCGCGAUGACAAGAUGAAUUGGGCUGAAAAAUGUUUGGCAACAACUUCCUUGGCUGCAGGCCCAACACCAAUGGCAAUUGAUUUUGGUAGUGCGCAUGAGUAAUGGAACUACUAGGAACCUAAUGGAUAACAUGAAAAAAUAAAAUAAAAACGUAAAAGUGUAAAUAAAAUACCUAAAAAUAUG
Molecule: messenger RNA, 738 nt
Organism: Anastrepha obliqua
Lineage: Eukaryota; Metazoa; Arthropoda; Insecta; Diptera; Tephritidae
Exons: 4
Coding region: 76-657 (193 amino acids)
Source: RefSeq, a predicted model, not a curated record